Loxodonta africana (African savanna elephant) is the source of this 1526-nucleotide messenger RNA. Its product is annotated as olfactory receptor 8S1-like. The transcript has a single exon. Gene Ontology annotation, molecular function: G protein-coupled receptor activity; olfactory receptor activity. Lineage: Eukaryota; Metazoa; Chordata; Mammalia; Proboscidea; Elephantidae. Gene Ontology annotation, biological process: G protein-coupled receptor signaling pathway. Bases 588 to 1526 code for a protein of 312 amino acids. The record is from RefSeq and is a predicted model, not a curated record. Gene Ontology annotation, cellular component: plasma membrane.
UCAUAUAUAUUAUCAUAUUUCAUUCUCAUAAAACCCUAACAGGGUGGUAUGUUAUUCCAAUUUUAAGAAUGUAAACAAAAACCCCAGAGCCUACAUCCUUAGUCUUUGCACCACAUUAUCUACCCACAUUUUGGGCUCCAGUUAUUGAGACAUACCCAUUUUUUUAUCAAACAAUACCUUGCUAUUCUCAAUCCUGAUCCUUUCAAUAGACUGCUACCAUAAAUAAAUGUGUGUCCAUUCCCUGGCUCCUUUGAGAGAUCAUACACACCUUUGAAAUUUUCCUUAGCUACCUUCAAUGUGCUGAUGUUACUGACUUGUUCUAAAUCACACUUGGAGCUCCCAUUACAGUUAAUCAACUCUGAUUUAAUUGCUUGUUUUUAUUUUUGUGUUCUUCUUUGAAAUAUGAUUUUUAAAAAUACAGGCAUUGUAUCUUAUCCAUCUUUAUGUUUCAAGUGACUGGCACAAAGCCAGGCCCAUAUUUUCUGGAUGAUUGUGAUAUUAAAUGAAAGUCAAUGUAGUAUGAGAAUUGGCUGGAGGACAAUAGAAAUCUACUUGCUGUGUUUUUCUGUAUAAUUUUUAGGGAUAAAAUGGCCUCAAGGAACCACAGCACCAUCACCGAGUUCAUCCUCCUCGGGCUGUCUGAUGACCCCAAGAUCCAGGCUCUACUCUUCGUGCUCUUCCUGGGGAUUUACCUCCUGACCAUGCUGGGGAACCUGAUGAUGCUGCUGGUCAUCAGGACUGAUUCUCACCUCCAUACACCCAUAUACUUCUUCCUGAGUCACCUCUCUUUAAUUGAUCUCUGCUUCUCUUCAAUCACUGUGCCCAAAAUGCUAGAGAACCUCCUAUCUCAGAAGAAAACCAUCUCAGUAAAGGGUUGCCUGGCUCAAAUAUUCUUUGUGCUUAUCACUGGAGGGACUGAAAUCUGUCUUCUCUCAGUGAUGGCCUAUGACCGCUAUGCUGCCAUCUGCCACCCUCUGCUCUAUGACCAGAUGAUGAGCGAACAGCAGUGUAUGCAGCUUGUGUGGGGCUCAUGGGGCCUGGGCUUUCUGGACACAGUCAUCAAUGCCCCUCUGGCAAUGAAAAUGGACUUCUGUGAUACCUACAUCAUCCCGCACUAUAGCUGUGAGUUGCCCUCUAUCUUCCUUCUCUCUUGCUCUGAUGUCUCAACCAACUUUCUUGUCAUGCUCUGCUCUGUUAUCCCACAUGGACUUACAACUUUACUUUUAAUAUUUUUCUCUUAUGUCUGCAUCAUCUUCACCAUCCUUAACAUCACCUCCACUUCCAGCAGAAACAAGGCCUUCUCCACGUGCUCCUCCCACCUCACUGCAGUGAUCUUCUUCUAUGGGUCAGCUUUUCUCCGCUAUUUCAUGCCAACUUCAGGCUCUCCCCUUGAGUUGAUCUUCUCUGUGCAGUAUGGUGUGAUCACUCCCAUGCUAAACCCCCUCAUAUACAGCCUGAAGAACAAGGAGGUGAAGGCAGCUGUGAGAAGAACCCUGGGGAAGUGUUUACAGUGUUUUCAAUGGUAG